AUGCUAGAUGCGCCAGCACAAGGCGCCACAACAGCUGGCCAAAUACGUGGGAGUGCACGACUGCACCUGUCCACGUUCGCGGACCUCAGAAAUGCCUACCCGUACAUGCUGGCCCAGAUGACGCACAGGUAUGAAACUACGAUGACGUAUACAAGGCCGAAGCUUCUGUCUGACGCCACCUUCGCUGGUCAGGGGAAGUGGAGUGGCUACUGGCGAGCGGGAGCCCCUCGUACCUGGCAGGAACUCGGGGACACGUUGGCGGAGAUGCUUACGUUUGGCCUGCUGGGCGUCCAAAUGUACGGCGUCGGUGCCUGCAACCUGGCGGACGUGGCGAGAGAAUCGGAGGCCGAGCUCUGUCUGCGAUGGUUUUCCCUCUCGACGUUCUUCCCCGUUCACCAAAGUCUCGGAAAGGGGACCACUGCUAUCCAGAGGCGCGUGACAACGCAGGCGUUGAAGGCCACCGCUCUGCGGCGAUUCUUGCUGCCGUACGCCUACACUCAGAUGGUGAAGGCGGCGUGCGGCGGAGGCACGCUGUCGCGGCCUACCUAUAUCGAUUUUCCGGGGGAUCCGAAGACACACGCGCAUCCCAAGCAGUUCAUGUUCGGACCAAGCCUCCUGGUCGCUCCACAGAUGGAGGCGGCUUCGACUCUGCUGGAGGUGUACUUUCCGGCAGCCCAAUGGUACGACUGGUACAACAGCAGGCGCGUCGACAGCCGCGGCCAAGUGGUUUUUGUGCCGUCCCCGAACACCACCGUUGCCCUGUUUACCCGAGGCGGCAGCAUCAUAGCGGGCAGGGCACUCAACCGCUCUUUAACCGACAUUCACCUCAUAGUAUCGCCGGACAGCUCGGACUACGCGUACGGAGAGCUCGUCAUCGAUGAUGGUGUCAGGCCAGGAACAUUUUUGACCGGUCGCUACUCCAUGUUUCACUUCUCCUACAUGAAGGGCAUCCUGACGGGCCACUGCUCGUCAUGCAAGUGGAGCGCGACCCUCCGAGCGGCCACGGUGUUUGGCGUCCCGGGUCCAGGCCCAGCUCGCGUAGUACUCAACGAGAGGCCGCUCAAGUUCGCCUACGCGCGGGAGACGCUGUACCUGUUCGACAUCGGUCACAAGCUGCGCCAGCCUUUCGCCAUCACGGCUGCAAGGGUCUGA
Molecule: messenger RNA, 1152 nt
Organism: Rhipicephalus microplus (southern cattle tick)
Lineage: Eukaryota; Metazoa; Arthropoda; Arachnida; Ixodida; Ixodidae
Biological process (GO): carbohydrate metabolic process
Molecular function (GO): alpha-1,4-glucosidase activity
Source: RefSeq, a predicted model, not a curated record